AUGGCUGUCAGCUUCCUCGCAAUCUUCGCAGGCCUCAUCGCCUUGACCGCAGCCUACCUGUACGUUUUCGGUAUCUCGCCUGAGCUAAAGCGCAAGAUGGAGCGCCAGGCACUCAAGACCAUGGGCGAGAACAAGAUGUCUUACAUGACCAAGGAUGCCAUCGACAAGGUUCCUGCCUCUGACCAGGAGAACAUCAAGAGCCUCAAGAAGGGCCUCGGCAACAUUGCCGGUGGCGCUACCCAAAACCCCCUUGGCGAGCAAACUGUUCACGCAGUCACCCAAGCCAGGGACUCGGCGUCGAACUCAACUAAGAACGUGUGGCUUGACUGGGACACUGUCCAGAGUUAUCCCAAAGCUGCGCUUGACCGUGUCUCGGCAGUAACGAACAAGACUCAGGAUACCGCUCAGUACCAUGUCCCAAAGAAGGCGGAGUAA
Bipolaris zeicola 26-R-13 is the source of this 435-nucleotide messenger RNA. RefSeq lists its product as uncharacterized. The record is from RefSeq and is a predicted model, not a curated record. The coding region runs from base 1 to 435 and encodes 144 amino acids. NCBI's taxonomy places the organism in Eukaryota, Fungi, Ascomycota, Dothideomycetes, Pleosporales, Pleosporaceae. The transcript has 3 exons.